Mercenaria mercenaria is the source of this 2142-nucleotide messenger RNA. RefSeq names its product nicotinamide riboside kinase 1-like. The record is from RefSeq and is a predicted model, not a curated record. Bases 152 to 763 code for a protein of 203 amino acids. Gene Ontology annotation, cellular component: cytoplasm. The transcript has 7 exons. Lineage: Eukaryota; Metazoa; Mollusca; Bivalvia; Venerida; Veneridae.
GACAAGUUGAAUGAAACAGGGGCAAGUAACUCUGAUACAGUAGUGGAAGAGGACAACACUUGGGAAGAAGAACAACCUGGACAUUGAUUAUUGAUUAGUUUGAAGGUCAUAAAUAAAGUUCUUUUCAAUAACAACUUGCAGAUUCCUAAAGAUGGCAAAACAGAUGGGACAAGUUAUAGUUAUUGGUUUAAGCGGGACAACAAAUAGUGGCAAAUCGACUCUGGCUGGACAGCUUGUGAAGAAAUUGCCCAACUGCAUGAAGGUAUGCCAGGAUACAUAUUUUCUGGCCCCAGAUGACCCACGAUUGGAGCCAAUAUACAUUCCAGAGUUGAAACAUCAUAAUUGGGAAGAUUACAGAUCUUUAGAGAUGGACAAGAUGGUAAAUGAAGUAAAACAGUUGAAGUCUAGAUAUGAGCAGGACAGGGGAGAUAACAACAUGUUCCUUAUUGUGGAAGGGUUCUCUGUCUUUGGCUGGAGCCCAUUAGCCAAACUAUUUGAUAUGAAAUACUUCUUAUCAGUGGACAGGGAUGUUUGCUUUGAAAGACGGAAAUAUCGUGAUUAUAACCCACCAGACAAACCAGGCUACUUUGAACAAGUUGUGUGGCCAAUGCAUCUUAAACAUUUAAACAGCAUAAAGGAUCAAGAAGAUAUAGUUUAUUUGGAUGGAAAUGAGACGACUUCUUUGGACAAAAAUGUUUCCAGAAUAUUGUCGGACAUUUCCAGGUUGACAUGUAGUGAAAAUAUAACACCUUCAAAUCUGUGAUAUAAAAAUUAUUCUGUGAAUUGACAAAUCAGGUUUGGUUGUGUUCAAAUGGUUUUGAAAUAACCUAGAAAUCAGUUAUAUGGGCAUUGUAAACUUUUUUUCUCAAACAAUUUGUGUUUUACUCUGUGAGACUGAACUUACAGGAUAACCACCAAGCGAAAACCCAAACUCUGUUUACUGUGCUAAAAUAAGAUUAGUGCUUGUCUUAAUAUGCUCAUUGAUAUUUGGUUGGGAUCCAGCAAAACAUGAUAAAUUUGUAAGAUAUGACAUAGUUUCUUCUUGUUAUAUAGAAGAAAGAAUGAACUUUUAAAGACCAUGGCUUCAGUCUUGUGAGUAGCGUCAAAGAGAGACAAUGAUUACUUUUGUGAUGGGACCUGUCUAAAUAUGUUGCUACACUUGUUUAUUGUUUAAAUAUUGUAUCAUUGAUGAUUUCACUCUUUUUAAGUGAAUUUGUCAAUAUUUGUUAAAAUUGAUAUUGAGCAUUAUUGAAAUGACAUAAUUGUUAUGCUAUCUUACUUUGGCUUUUGCCAUGAGAUACAGUGUAGGUUUCCUAUUUCUGGUGAAGAAAAUCGAGAUGACGGACAGUGUCAACGUCAGUGUAGCAUUACCAUCUUCUUCAAGCUUGUUUACUUUAAAAGUAAUACUGUAAAAUCAUUUAAUUUCGUGGGCAUGAAAUUUCGUGGUUUUGGUCAAAACGGCAAUUUCGUGGGAAUAUGAAUUAGUGGAUUUCAACUUUUGAACAUAAAAUAAAUGGGAAUUUUGUUUGUUCGUUGGGAUUAAAUUUCGUGGAUUGACUCUACAACAAAAUCCACGAAAAUUAGUCCCCCACGAAAAUUAAUAAUUUCACAGUAACUGUUAAAACUAGAGCGAAUACAUGUGCACAGUAAAAAAAACUUGAUGAGACAAGCAGUCAAAAGGUUGAUAAAUGGCUGUAGUGUUCCUUCUGGACAAAAUGGGGCACUUAGUGCAAUAAUGGUUGGAGGGGUCAUUGUGAAACAUGGGUAAGCCAUUAUAGCCAGGAUUGAUGUCAGAUGCAGGGACAUUUCACUGAGGACCAGAAGUGUGUAAUUAACAUGACAUUUGCUGAUGUGCCAAUCUCUUGAGCAUGUCAGGUAUUUAUGUAAUUUUAAUGUAAACUUGUUACUAGUUGUAGUAAGGUAUAUAAUAACAUUUUUGCAGUACUAUAUGUUUAACUCUGGGAUAGGAAGAAUUUACUUGUCAAAUAACCAAGGCUUUCAAGUGGCUUGUCGCCGGAUUUAUCAGAGUUCAGAUGCACAGGAAAUGCACCUCAAGGGAGUUAACUUGUGAGAUUUGUUAUAUAUAUAUAUAUAUAUGGUCCAUAAUUUUAUUAAAAUUUUGCCACAAUUACAAUGAAUGAA